Molecule: messenger RNA, 2241 nt
Organism: Megachile rotundata (alfalfa leafcutting bee)
Lineage: Eukaryota; Metazoa; Arthropoda; Insecta; Hymenoptera; Megachilidae
Gene: S2P
Product: membrane-bound transcription factor site-2 protease
Biological process (GO): membrane protein intracellular domain proteolysis; regulation of response to endoplasmic reticulum stress
Cellular component (GO): membrane; cytoplasm
Molecular function (GO): protein binding; metalloendopeptidase activity
Source: RefSeq, a predicted model, not a curated record
AUAUUUGAAUUGAUUAAUGAAUUAAAUAUCUUUGUUGAACUAAAAAUUAUACUUUCUAGGGAAUGUAACUGUCAGCAAGUCACGUUUGACUAAUAUAUUAUCUAUACAACUGACCGCAAAAUCAGCUAUUUUGUUCAAGUUGCAUUGUAUACUCGCAGCAAGAAAGAAUUGAUAUAUGCAAUAUGUAAUAUGAGAAGUAUUAACAUAAAACAUCGAAAUAAAGUGUUGAAAAAUGGAAGCUUUAAAUGUAUUAAUUGCUAUAGGUCUUAUUCAUUGUUCAUUAUUUUUCUUUGACACUAUUUUUAAGACAUGUUCACAUUAUCCAUAUCUUUACUUUUUAAAAAAUACUGGAUUGGAGGUUCAAGUGUUAAGAAUAAAAUGGUUCACUACAGCGUUUAACCGUAAGAUAAUUAAAUGGGGAAUGGAUCGUUCUAAAUUUUGGACUGCUUGGUUUAAUGCAGGAGUCAUUAUUAGUAUCAUUCUAUUGCCUAUCGCCACAAUUGCAAUUUUAAAGAUGACAUUUAAUAUAUGGAGUAAUGGGCCAUCUCUUGACGAUAGUAAUUCUGAACCACUAUUAGAGCCAAUGUUACCUGGAAUAGAUGUACCUUUCAAUGAACUUGGAUAUUAUAUCAUUACAUUAGCAGUUUGCAGUAUUGUGCAUGAGUUAGGUCAUGCAUUAGCUGCAGCAAGAGAAGAUGUUCAGUUAUUUGGCUUAGGAAUAUUAAUUGCAUUUACAAUACCUAUAGCUUAUGUACAUAUAAGCAGUGAACAACUUACUUCGUUACCAUUGAAGAAUCAGCUACGAGUGACUUGUGCAGGAAUUUGGCAUAACAUAAUACUUGCCACAUUAGCUGCAACAGUUCUUAUGCUUUCUACAUGGUUAUGGGCUCCAUUUUAUACAGUUGGGAAUGGAAUUUAUGUAAAAACUAUUUUACCUAAUUCACCUGUGUUAGGUCGAGCAGGACUUCUUGAACAAGACAUAAUCUAUGAGAUAAAUGAUUGUCCCAUAAAACAGACUGAAGAUUGGUAUGAUUGUAUAUUAGAUACAGUAAAUCAGCCUGCUCUUGGAUAUUGUGUUAAGCAGUCAUUUAUUCAGGAAUAUGAUGAAUCAGUUCCAUCUAGACAGAAAACUAAUGGAGUUAUAAACUGUUGUACUUCAGAUAGUGAAGCUAGUGGAAGUGUGUGCUUUGAAUAUAUUGAGGGACCACAAUCUGCUCCUCUUCAUUUACCUCCACAUUCUUGCCUUCCAGCCAGAAUAAUGAUUAAUCAAUCACAAAAUUUUUGUCAUGCUAGUCAUGAGUGUUUGUUUCAAGAUACUCAUUGCUUAAAACCUUCUCUGGAUAAUAUUACUAAGAUUGUACAAAUAAAAAGAAGAGAAGGAAAAGAUGUUUUAUAUUUUGGACAUCCAGCAGAUAUUUAUAGAACAGUUGAUGUAUCUGAUUGGGUACCAAAAUAUUCAUUUUUAAACCCUAAAUUACCAGAAGCUUUAGCAUUACUUUGCAAAUAUGUGACAGUCUUCUCUGCAGGAUUAGCAGUUAUUAAUAUUGUGCCUUGUUUCUUUUUGGAUGGGCAAUAUAUCAUAAAUAUACUUUUACUUUAUUUAUUAAAUUUCACACCGCAUAAUAAAAAUAUUAGACAGACUAUCAUAUUAAUGGUAACAAGUAUAGGUACAUUACUUCUUAUUAUAAACUUACUGUAUUUACUUAUGAAUAAAUUAUUAUAAGUAGUAAAAGAAUGUUGUUAAUAUUAAAAGUUUUUGUUCAUAAUACAAAAUACACCACAAUGAAUUAUUUCCUUAUAUAAUCUUAAUGCCACCUUAUAUCACUUAUAUAAACACGUUAAUAAAUUCUAAUGAAUCUUACAGUCUCAUUCGAAGAAUUAUUUACAUCUUUGGAACAAAUUGGACCACAUAGAAAGAUUACAAUUAUAUAUUUUCAUACUUUUUAAGAGUAAGUUAUGGUAGUAGAUAUAGUACGUGUAAAAUCUAUUCAUUUCCAAAUACAUUAUAAAAAUAAAGCUAGUGCUAAAUUUUGAUAUGAUAAAAAAACAGGUGAAUUUUAUGUUUCUACUUUUAACAUAGUGUCAUGAUACCAGUUGUUACAUAAUCAAAUUUAAUCGAUGUUGGAAAAUGAAUAAAAACUGUAUACCUAUAUUAAACAUGUACAUGUAUUUUGCUUAAAUUGUUAUCUAUUAUGAAACUUUUUUAUGGCUAGUAUUUUUUUUUUUUACUUGUUAUAUAAU